AUGGCAGAUAAGCAGCUAAAACCGCAAUUACUUGCAAGAAGGAAGACGCUUAUUGAUUGUUUGGGUCGGGCGGAGGCAUUUCUGGCUGAAUAUGAGGCAGAACGGGAUCAGAGCCAAGCCCAAUUAAGAAUUUCGCACCUGGAUAACUUAUGGGCUAAUUUGGAGCAAGUACAGAUGAGUUUAGAGGAUAUGGAGGCCGCAACCGAAGGUAGGAUGCUACAUGAUGAGGUUCGUGCCAUGUUUGAACCUCGGCUAUUCGCAAUAAAGGCGAAUCUAUUAACUAAGCUAACCCCUCUUCUAGAUAAUGCACGUAUUCCUCAACCCCCGCAUGCAAACUCCACUCUCUCGGGCAUAAAAUUGCCAACAAUCGCACUACCUGAAUUUGAUGGGAACUAUAACGAUUGGCUGACUUUUCAUGACACUUUUCUUGCGUUAAUUCACAAUAAUAUGGACGUGCCGGCCAUUCAAAAAUUUCAUUAUUUGAAGGCAGCUGUAAAGGCUGAAGCGAUACAAUUACGCACGGAACUUGCUAAUAUGCUAGGUAAAGGCGGUUUCGUUUUGCGCAAAUGGAGUUUCAACGAACUUGCAGUGCUACAAGGAUUAGACGAAACGCAAAUCGCUACCAAAUCAACCGUGCAUUUCAGCCCAAACGAAACGAUUGAAACACUAGGAAUAUGUUGGGAGCCUGAAGCUGAUUGUUUGCGAUUUGAAUCAAACGCCGCUAGUGAAGUUUGGCCUCCCACGAAGCGAUCGAUUCUGUCCAGCAUUGCUAGAUUGUAUGAUCCGCUCGGCAUCAUCGCUCCUAUAGUUAUUAGAGCCAAAAUCUUAAUGCAAGAGUUAUGGCAGUUGUCUUGUGAGUGGGAUGACCCUGUGCCGGAGCCCGUUCAGCGAAAAUGGAAAGAACUUCACGCAGAGCUCCCGGAAAUAUCAUCAUAUCGCGUAAAGCGUUACGCUUUUCUGCCGCAUUCCGCGAUUCAACUACAUACUUUCGCUGAUGCGUCAGAGAUGGCCUACGGGGCUUGCUCCUACGUUCGAUGUGAAGAUGCGGAAGGAAAUGUACAAAUUCGAUUGUUAGCCUCUAAAUCAAGAGUUGCUCCACUUAAGAGCCUUACCGUCCCUCGUUUGGAACUUUGUGCGGCAGUAUUGGCAUCUCACUUACAUGCCCGCGUGAAGGAUGCAAUCGAUACCUGCGUAGUUAAAUCCUAUUUCUGGUCUGACUCUGCCGUCACGUUGCAUUGGUUACGGUCGCCGCCUAAUAUGUGGCAAACGUAUGUUGCGCAUCGGGUAGCUGAAAUUCAGCACUUUACCAGUGGUUGUCGUUGGAGCCACAUUUUUGGCAAAGAAAACCCCGCUGAUAUAGUUUCGCGUGGCUUUCUUGUCAACGAUCUGUGGAAGUAUGGUCCUGCGUGGUUGACAUACUCUGAACGAGAUUGGCCAGUUUCCGUGCUUCCAACAGUCCCAGAAAACCAGCUUGAAUGUAAGGUAGUUUCCGCGAUUUCAACAACAUUGCCCGUCCCGCUCGUACACCCGUGGUUCCUACGAUGGUCUUCUUACACGAAAAUGGUUCAUGUGAUCGCCUAUUGCAUGCGGUUCGUCGUGAAUAUUCGUGAUAAAACCAGAACGCAGCCUCAACCUAUGAUGAGUGAUGUCAGCAAAGCAUUAUCCGUUGAACAAAUCCGUAAAGCCAAUCUGUUUCUAAUACGCCAAGUUCAAGAUGAAGCAUUUCACCAUGAAAUGAAAUAUAUAGAAAGGAACAGAUCGAUUUCACCGGGAUCGAAAAUUCGCCCAUUCGUCGACGAAGAGAGAGUGUUGAGAGUAGGGGGACGCUUAAGCCUUUCGCAGCUGCCAGAUCAAACCAAACAUCCCAUCCUGUUGCCUGGCUUUCAUCCUUUCACACGUUUACUAACAGAGAGAUAUCACAUUAAAACGCUUCAUGGCGGGGGGCGUCUGUUACUAACGGCAAUGCGAGAGGAAUACUGGCCACUGCAAGGCCGCCGUUUGGCGCGAAGUAUUGUGCGUAACUGCUUUCGUUGUACACGCGUUAAUCCUGUGCCUGUGCAACAGCAAAUAGGGCAAUUGCCAGUUCAUCGAGUCAUCACCAGUAGACCAUUCAAUGUCACUGGUAUAGACUAUGCAGGCCCCGUUUAUCUUAAACCCAUUCACAAACGAGCUCCCGCCGAAAAGGCUUACUUCUGCGUAUUCAUAUGUUUCGCUACUAAAGCGGUGCACAUAGAGCUGGCUAGCGAUUUAUCGACCCAAGCCUUUUUAUGCGCCUUCCGACGUUUCAUUGCCCGGCGGGGACGUCCAGCCCAUGUUCACUCGGACAACGGCAAAAAUUUCGAGGGUGCGAAAAACGAAAUGGAAAAACUUUUUAAUAUGCUCAAGAAUCCACUCGAACAGGAAAUAAUACAUGCCGCUUGCAUCGCCGAAGGAAUUACCUGGUGUCUUACGCCACCAAAGGCCCCGCACUUCGGCGGGUUGUGGGAGGCGGCGGUCAAGGUGGCUAAGAAACAUUUGUUUCGUCAGCUCGGUGCAUCAAGAUUAUCAUUCGAAGACAUGAGCACAAUUUUAGCACAAAUUGAAUCCCAAAUAAACUCAAGACCUCUGCUGCCACUUUCGGAAGACCCCAACGACCUAAGUGCAUUAACGCUGGCCCAUUUUCUCAUCGGCACCACAAUGAACGCCCUGUCCGACUCAGACCUACGCCAGGUUCCAAUGAAUCGUUUGGACCAUUAUCAGAAGCUGCAAGCGUACACUCAAAACUUUUGGGAACAUUGGAAGCGGGAAUACCUGCAGGAACUGCAGAUAGACACAAAAGGAUACAGCCGAAACGACGAAAUUCAACCCGGAAUAAUGGUAAUUGUUGUGGACGAACUACAAGCACCGAUCCGAUGGCCGCUCGCUCGCAUCGUCAGUGUUCACCCAGGAAAGAAUAACAUCACCCGUGUAAUUACACUGCGAACGGCAAAGGGAAUAAUCAAGCGUCCGACGGCAAAGAUUUCUGUUUGUUGCCGUACACCUCGCCAGUAUCCGACGAGGAAUCCACUACUGCAGCGUCCAUCAACCCUCAACCGGACCGGCAAGUGUCACUGGGCACUCCAUAAUAGCCUGCAACGUUGA
This is a messenger RNA of Wyeomyia smithii (pitcher-plant mosquito), 3120 nucleotides long. RefSeq lists its product as uncharacterized. NCBI's taxonomy places the organism in Eukaryota, Metazoa, Arthropoda, Insecta, Diptera, Culicidae. Gene Ontology annotation, molecular function: nucleic acid binding. The coding region runs from base 1 to 3120 and encodes 1039 amino acids. The record is from RefSeq and is a predicted model, not a curated record. Gene Ontology annotation, biological process: DNA integration. The transcript has a single exon.